This is a messenger RNA of Aspergillus ochraceoroseus IBT 24754, 363 nucleotides long. It is a transcript of the gene tim13, whose product is annotated as protein translocase subunit TIM13. The coding region runs from base 1 to 363 and encodes 120 amino acids. The transcript has 2 exons. The record is from RefSeq and is a predicted model, not a curated record. NCBI's taxonomy places the organism in Eukaryota, Fungi, Ascomycota, Eurotiomycetes, Eurotiales, Aspergillaceae.
AUGGCUCUCUUCGGUUCGUCCUCUGCUUCCGGGUCUUCCUCCGACUCGCCCACCCAGCAAGAAGUCAAGGCGGCAAUCAUGAAGCAGCUCCAACAAGAAGCUGCCAUGGCCAACGCCCGAAACCUAAUUAGCAAAGUCAACGAGCACUGCUUCGAUCACUGCAUCCCCGCUCCGGGGUCGACCAUGACCUCGAAAGAGGAAAGCUGUCUGUCUCACUGCAUGGAGAAAUACAUUUCGCUGUGGAACGCUACCAGCCGGACUUAUAUCGCUCGUGUGGCGACUGAGAGCAAGAAACUCGGCGGACAGGAUACCAUUGCUAUGAACUCGUUGGCUACUGGUGGUGGAGGAGACUCUAGCCUCUAA